Molecule: messenger RNA, 6160 nt
Organism: Hylaeus volcanicus
Lineage: Eukaryota; Metazoa; Arthropoda; Insecta; Hymenoptera; Colletidae
Product: GRB10-interacting GYF protein 2-like
Exons: 16
Coding region: 102-4301 (1399 amino acids)
Molecular function (GO): protein binding
Source: RefSeq, a predicted model, not a curated record
AUCCGCGCAUGCGUUUUAUUCUUUAAAAAACCAUCAGCCAUAUUGGUGUGUUGUAUUGCUGUCCUCAGUAAUUUCGAAGAUCAGUGAGCAAAUAGCCUGUCAUGACGGAUUCCAUGAAAUUUGGUCCAGAAUGGUUGCGCAAUCUGUCUGGAGACAGUUGCAAUAAUAGUGGAGGCGGUGGAGGUACUACAAGUUUAACUACUCCGCGUUAUCAUUUAGCGAAACAUAGAUACGGACGAGAAGAAAUGUUGAUUCUGUUUGACCGUAAUUGCAAGCCCCCCGAGCCAUUGACAAAUUUCUCUACAUUAUAUGUUGAGAAAACCCAGCUUCCCUUGGCUCUUGUACAGAUGACAGAAGACGAAACGCGAAUGUGGAAUGUAGGGAUAACUAAUGUUGGUGCUCGUGGAAGAGGCGGAAGUGUCGAUCGCGGGGGGCGUGGGAGGAAUGGAAGAGGUAGCUUGUAUUCUUCUCAUUAUUCGCGUGGAGUAGGUUUUGACGAUUCAGGAGAUGGAACUCGAAUCGACAGUCAAGCGUUUCAAGGAAGAAACCGCCAAUUCGAUAGAUCUCAAAGCGAGCGUGGGUGGUCGGAAAGAAAUGGAGCUUCAGAUCCAGGCGAGUGGAACGGUUCGACUAGUCCUAGAAAAGAAUUAAGUCGCGGGGCUAGUGGCAGUUCCCUCAUGGAAGGGAAUUGGCGGCGCCACCGCGGUGGUACAGAAGAUGAUGACGGCUGGCGAAAAUGGGGUAGAAGCAGCUGGCGCGAAGGUGGGAGUAUGGAUAGAGAUAGAUUAGAUAGAAACGAAGGAGACGGGGAGGAAGGUCGGAGCGGUAGUGGGAGAUGGGAACAUCGUGGAAAUCACAGAGUCCCUCACGAUUCGAGUCACCACCCACCUCAACGUGUUGCGCGCACCUGGGAGUCGAAUCAUCAUGACAAUAAUCAUAACAACCUUCCUGAAUGGGCCACCGAGAAUCCUAGUGAAAGCGGAGGCAGUUUUGAUGCUUCUGGUGCAUUCCAUGGUGGAAUGUAUUCGGACGACGACGAAGACGGGGUAAUUAGUGCAGGUGGUACUCAGGAAUCGAGAACUCAACGUGUUUCCGAAGGAAAUGCCGCCAAUACAACGAAAUCUGGUGGAGGCAAGCCUUUGUCUUACAGUUCUACUCAGGGUCAGACAGCGAGUCGGAUUCCUAGCAAUACAGCUAACACAAUCAACAAGAAAAGACCUAAAUCGUUUAAUCCGUUUAGCGAUAAAGAGGAAACCGUUGAGAAGGAGAGGAGAAGCAAUUCUCCGUCGAAAUCGUCUACAACGGCGGAUAGCACGCCUAUUAACGUGUCAGCGUCGACGUCGUCUGAGAAUUCGCAGAAGAGAAACACAGUAGCAAUAAAUACAGAACAAAGUGAGAUCGAAAAAUUACCACCGACUGAUACCGGGAAUAAUAAGUCUCCCAGUAAAGCACAGGUCAGGGAGGAGGUCGAAACAGAGGUGGUGAAAAUAGAUCCGAUCGCUCCUACGGUGAAAAGGCAAGUCCCAUUGCAAACAGAGCCUCAGAAGAGCAUCGUGCACUGCCCGGGGCUAGAGAACACGAGGCAGAAGAGUGAUGAUGAUUUGGAUAGAAUGAAGGAGGAGGCAAACGCGUUAGUAGCUAAAUUGAUGGCAGAUGAAGAGAGUCACAGAGAGAAAACUGCCAGUAUACCGUCUGCCAUUGGUAACCAAUCUUCCACAGUUCCACCCACGAAUGGACAGGAGAAAUGGUUUUACCGUGAUCCGCAGGGUGAAGUUCAGGGUCCGUUCUUAGCAAGCGAAAUGGCAGAAUGGUGUAAAGCCGGUUACUUCACCGCACGUUUGAUGGUAAGGAGAACCUGUGACGAUCGGUACACCACGUUAGGGGAGUUGAUGAAAAUCUGCGGUAGAAUACCGUUUACGCCUGGGCUUUCUAUUCCUCCUUUAAAGUUAACGGAUCAAGUAAUUCCCUCUGUUUCUAACUCUGUACCUGCUGGCAUAUCCGCGUUACCAAAAGCUGGUAUAGAAGACCCUCUUCUUCUGCUACAAUAUCAGCAAGUACGGUUACUGCAGAACCAACAAUUACUCCUUAGGCAAAUGCGGACAUCAGCUAUAGCGAAGCUUUCUCAAUCCGAGCACUGGGCGACGUUGAGUCCUGUUGAACAGAAUCAGUUGAUUUUUCAAUAUGUUCUUCAAGACUCGGAAAUCCCAGAGGUGCCAAUCUCUACAAAUCCAUUCGUAUCUCACCUUUCGUCUCAGGCUUCGAAUCCUGUCAUGCAGCUUUUCACCCAAAUGCAACAGGCUAAAACGCAACCAGAGACUCAUUUAGCGUCGAAUCCACAUUCUACCACACCUGCACACCCUCCUGCCAUGGAUCCUAUACAGCAACUUAUACAGCAGAUGGGUGGUGUGCAGAACAUACCUGGAAUUCAACAGCCUAGUAUAAAUUCCACACCACCCACGACACAAGAAGACAAUCCCAUAAAAUCCUUGUUACGGCAACUCAGUGUCAAUGCCAAUGGCCACCCACAAACGCCCCAUAUGGAUACUGUUUGGCCGCAGCCACCGCCACAAAUAAAUCCACAAUUUAAUGCACAGAAUUGGUUGGCACAGGUUGGACCAAUACCCGCAGUACCUCCUGGCCAGUUGCCAUCCUCGUUGUGGGAUCUACACACUAAGGAAAUUAAGACUGAACAGCAGAUAUUGGAGGAACAAAAUCUUAGGCUACAGGAAGACAGAAAGAAGGAGGAGUUGAGGAAGCAAGAGGAGUUACAGCGACAAGCCGAGGAAGAGAAGGAAAAGCGGAAAAAGGAAGAACAAGCCAGACAAGUCGAAGAAGCGAGACGGAAAGAUGAGGAGCGGAAGAAGAAGGAAGAGGAGAAGAAACGAAAAGACGAGGAGAAGCGCAAGCAAGAGGAAGAACGAAAGAAGAAGGAGGAGAAGAAACGCAAGGAGGAGGAGAAGAAACGAGAGGAGAGGCGGAAACAAGAAGAAGAGAACUUGCGGAAGAAGUUGGAAGAAGAGAAGCGUAAGAAAGAAGAACUUAAAAAGCAGGAAGAGAAACAGAAGAAGGAGGAAGAGAAGCGGAAAAAAUUAGAAGAAGAACAACGAAAACAGGAGGAAGAACGAAUUCGAAAAGAAGCGGAAGCGCGCAAACAAGCUGAAGCGGAAGAGCAAGCCCGCCGAGCGGAACAAAGGCGACGAGAGGCGGAAGCGCUUCGUAAAUUACAAGAAAGUACUAAAGCACCUUGGGCGCAAGCACCUCGUGCGUCAGCUCCUGCUACUCCUGCUACCUCCUUCGCAGAUAUCCAGAGACUUGAACGAGAGCAAAAAGCUGUGCUACUACGGUUUGAACAACAUAUGCAGCAGCAGAUCGCGGACCAGAAAGCUAUGGUAGCAGCCCGGAAAGCGACGGAGGCUGAUUCUUCAAAGCGAUUGCAAUUCAAGUGGGCAGAGAAGGCCACCGCCUCCAGCAAGCCAUUACAAGUGAAGAAUCUCGCGCAAAUUCAACAGGAAGAACAGGAGCGCAUCGCCAAGGUAAAGCAGCAAGAGAGAGAACGACAGGAAAGGGCGGGCCAGAAAGAGUCGGCGAGCCUGUUGCAAAGCGCUGGGAUUUGGGGCACUGCGUCCCAGUGCUUGAACUGGGCCAAUUCGAGCACGUCCAGCGGUGGUCAAGCUUGGUCCACUAACAGCGGUACCAGUGGUUUUUGGGAUGAACCCACACCAAUAAAGUCUUCUACAACUACGAAGCAACCAACUAAGCUGGCCGCAACUGCUAAAGCGCCUGCUGUCAAUCAGCAGCAACAGCAGAGCAACAAGGCGAACAAGAGCAAAAACAAGAGGGAGGAAGAGCUUGUGAAGAAAUUAUUCGAACAGAACACUGCCAAGAUUGACGAUUUCACGCAAUGGUGUAACAAAGCUCUGAGCGGUUUACAGGUAUCCGUAGAUAUUCCUACGUUCGUUGGAUUCUUGCGAGACAUUGAGUCAGCGUACGAGGUGAAGGAGUAUGUAAGAGACUACCUCGGUGAUAACAAACAGAGUUCAGAAUUCGCUAAGCAGUUUUUAGAGAAACGUAGCAAAUGGCGGUCAGCCCAACGACCUCAGGCUCAGGCUGACGAUCUUUGCAAGCCGGCACCGGCCGUUAAUCCUAAUGCGCCCACGGAAUUUCAGGAAGUGAAGGGGAAGUCGAAGAAGCCAAAGAAAGGAAAAAUGUACAAAGUUGAUAAUAGGAUCCUUGGCUUCAGCGUGACCGCGGCGCCCGAUCGUAUCAACGUGGGUGAUCGUGAUUACGGUGAAGGUGUUUGAAUUAAUCCUGGAACGGUUUUGAUUGACAUCGUGGAAAUCAUGCUACGCUUGGCCUGACAAAUACGGUUCGUUAUUUAUUUAUUGUAGAUGCCAAAUCACAGUUCUAAGAAACCCUGUGCGAGUACCUCGGUAAUACAUUUACAAACAUAUAUAUAUAUAUACAUAUUAUAUGUAUAUAUAUAUAUAUUUACACAUCAUAAAAUUUUUGUAUGAUUAUGCAUGGGCAAGGAUAAUUCUUGGUCUCUCAAUCGUAUUUUUUACUCGUGCAUUAAUGGGCGCCUUAGGACGACAAUUUUCGCAGCGUGGCAUUAUUUCCAUCUUAAAACAAUACUGAAAGACACUUUGAGAAGGGAAACUCUGUUGUACAUAACUCAAAUGAAAAGGAUUAAUACUUCACGAACGUGAGGCGACACACUCAUGUCCUACUUACCCUACACACACACACAUACAUACGCAACACACAUUAUUUGAACAUUUUGUAAUAUUUCAUCAUUAUUCGCCGUGAACAAAGAUACUAUGCCGAUUGACAACUCGUACACGCGGAAACAUAACAGUGAAAGCAGUAUGUGUGUUCGUGAUUGAUAAUUAGAACGGUAUUACAGCGAGGAAACUAAAAAUUUGUUAGAUAUGCGUGCACCUGAUCGAUGGAGGAUUGAUCGAGCUCAGUGUUUAUGCUGGUGUGUAUCGGUGAUUUAACUAUACGCACCGAGUAUAUUGUAUGUAUAUAUGAAUCCUAUGGAUUUUUUUCUUUACCGCGACAUCACGUUAACAGGACCUUUAUCAUGGGUAAUAUUGCGCUACUGUGUUUUUGGAGAACAAUACUUUACGUUUGGUAUGUUGAAAGUUUCUUUUCGACCAAUUUACCAACCGUUUUUUAAGAGCAAUUGAAAUAUUUUGAACGAAUAUAAGAGACGAUUGUAUUAUAUCACAUAACCUAAAACAAAGUAAAAAAAAAAACCGAAUACUUAUUAAAGAGAACCGUAACGUCUCAGUGGUAAUUACGUUGCGGGGAAAACGAGAACCUUCUUGUACUUUCUUAACACUUUGAGAACACUGACUUGAAAGAAAAAGAAAAAAAAAAUGAAAAAAAAAUAGUACUUGCAUGUCGAACGAUUUAUAAAGAGAACUAUCGUUCAUUCUUCUGUUUUGCUUCAGAUUGAAAGAAAAGAAUAUGAAAGUAAGCUCGUGUAAUAUUUAGAAACCGUUGACUUUGAGAGACUUACAUAGCGUAUAAGAGAAGUUCCGGAUCGAUUACUGCGUGUGCCUACGUGUGGAUCUCACUCUCGUCGGCAUAUACUUCUUAUAAUAAUAACCGAGGUCAAUCGAAACUGAUAACCACUGAACGAAGAAUUCAUGUAAGAUUUCAUUAACGCAAUAUUUAGACAGCAGUAUCUUUUGUAAAGUUUUAAUUGUAAAUGUACAUGUUACAUAAGAGUCCUCUGUCGGAUAUGAGAAGCAUGUGGUGAAAAUUUGUCGACACGUUUGGAAACAUGUGAUUUCUUUUUUCCAUGGUUUUUUUUUUUUAAUUGGAUUUGAGGAAAAGCAAAAACGAAAAAAAAUAUGGCACGAAUAUUCUUCAUAAGCGCGGGAAAUGUUACGACGAAUCUAACCGUUCUUAAUAAUUAUAAUGGUUGUUAAUAAGGUUCGAUGAUCUUCUCCUUAGAGAAAAGAAAUUAAAAUCUUUAGGAAAAGAUCAUAGAUUCUUACGUGAAAGAUUUAUGUAUAAAUAGAUAAAUGUACAGUAAUACAAGGAUAAUUAACUAGGCAAAUCCAGAUAAUUGAUAUUGUAUUAAUAUUAUUAUUAUUAUUAUUGUAUCUAACGUACAACAUAAUAAAAAUAAAUAUUAUUAUAUUUUCAA